Molecule: messenger RNA, 1926 nt
Organism: Fraxinus pennsylvanica
Lineage: Eukaryota; Viridiplantae; Streptophyta; Magnoliopsida; Lamiales; Oleaceae
Source: the annotation of a GenBank genome assembly
AUGUGGGCGCUGCGUCGAGUCUCCAUUUCUACCAAGAAUCGAGGAUUUGGCAUAGGGUCCUCUCGAAUUUGCUGUGCUAAAACAGACAUAGCAAGAUGUUACAUGGAUAAUCACAAGGCUGAAUAUAUUGAACCCCAAGAAAUGCCAGCUGAUGGAUUCCAUUCAUUUAGAAGAUUCUAUGACAAAUCAUCUAAUUUUCGGAAGUUAUCCAUCGAAAUUCGUCAUUAUUCUUCACAGACUGAUAAGAAUGGAGAGGAUGAUGAAGACUCGGAGGAAGGUUUCUCUGAACUUGAAGGUNAAGACUUGGAGGAAGGUUUCUCUGAACUUGAAGGUCCAACUGCCUCUGGUGCGAUUCUAGAAGAUAAUGGUGGAGAUGAGAAUGACGAUGAACUAAUUUCUGGGCCAGAGCUAUCUGAAGAGGAGUCUUCAGAUGAAGGCAUGCAAGGGACACAAAAUGAGUUGGAGGUAUUAGAUAAUGAGACCGUUGUUGCUGAGAAGGUAUCUUCAAGACAGAUGGGUACUUCAGCAUUGACCCGUUCUAUCUUAGGUGCUCCAGCUUCUUCUCUUGGCAAGUUUUUGGAUAAAUGGGUUGCAGAAGGUAAUGAAGUUACCCGGUUAGAAGUAGUGUUAGCCAUGCUUACUCUGAGGAGAAGGCGAUUAUACGGCAAGGCCUUGCAGCUGUCAGAGUGGUUGGAGUCUAAAAAGCUUCUUGACUUCGGUGAGAGAGAUUAUGCUUCCCGUCUUGAUUUAAUUGCCAAAGUACGUGGUAUCUACAAGGCAGAAAGCUACAUUCAGCACAUUCCUGAAUCUUUCAGAAGUGAACUUAUCUAUCGAACUCUAUUGGCAAAUUGUGUUUCUCUAAGCCACGUGAAGAAAUCUGAGGAGGUUUUCAAUAAAAUGAAGGAUCUAGAAUUUCCUGUGACGUGCUUUGCUUGCAAUCAGUUACUACUACUUUACAAGCGGGUUGACAAGAAGAAAAUAGCUGACGUUUUGUUGUUAAUGGAGAAAGAAUGUAUCAAGCCAUCCCUCUUCACUUACCAAGUCUUGAUUGAUGCGAAAGGGCAAUCCAAUGACAUUGCUGGAAUGGAACAAAUUGUUGAGACACUGAAGGCUGAGGGGAUGGAGCCUAACAUCCAAAUUCAAUCCAUAUUGGCACGGCACUAUGUCGCUGGUGGCCUAAAAGAUAAAGCUGAGGCCGUCUUGAAAGAGAUGGAAGGAGACAAUAUAGAGAAAAAUCGUUGGGCUUGCCGGCCUUUGCUUCCUCUUUAUGCAGCCCUUGGAAAGACUGAUGAAGUUGAACGAAUCUGGAGAGUCUGUGAAUCUAAUCCACGUUUGGAAGAGUGUACUGCUGCCAUUGAAGCUUGGGGAAAGCUAAAGAGAAUUGAAGAAGCAGAAGCAGUUUUUAAUAUAUUGGUAAAAAAAGUAAAAAGUCCCUCUGCAAAACAUUAUUCUGUUCUACUUAAAGUUUAUGCACAACAUAAGAUGUUGGCAAAAGGAAAGGACCUGGUGAAGCAAAUGGCAGAAAGUGGUUCUGCCAUUGGACCACUGACUUGGGACGCACUUGUGAAACUUUAUAUUGAUGCUGGAGAAGUGGAAAAGGCCGACUCCAUACUGCAUAAGGCUGCUGAGAAGAGAAGGGGCAAGCCAAUGUUUACUUCAUAUAUGGCGGUUAUGGACCAAUAUGCUAAGAGAGGUGAUAUCCACAACGCUGAAAAAAUGUUUCAUAGAAUGAGACAAGUUGGGUAUGUCUCAAGAUUCAGGCAGUACGAAUCACUCAUUCAAGCCUACAUAAAUGCCAAGGCUCCUGCAUAUGGUUUCAGCGAGAGGAUGAAGGCCGAUAAUAUAUUCCCUAAUAAAUCAUUGGCUGCUCAGUUGGGUCAGGUAAAUGCAUUUAAAAAGACGGCAUUGUCGGACUUGCUGGAUUAA